GAAGACAGGCAAUGCGGGUGCCUCUUCAGUCUCGCCUUGCCCGCUGUUUGGUGAACGUGUCACAGAUACAGCGGCCCUGCGACACUUAACCUGCAACACUCAGUUGUUUUACGAGAUGGCAACAUCAACAAUCCGAGCGCAUGCGCUGUUUUUGGCGAUGGCGUAUGUGGCGGUUAUGUUGGUUCCUCCUGCAGCCUCGGCCACAGAUUUACCAAACAACGGCGACCAAAUACCUGUAGUUGCUGUCGUCAAUAGAGGUCCUGGGGUGGAAGUUCGGCCUGCAGACCCUUUCGUUCAGAUUGAGCGUUCUGCCCAGACAAUCGGCCAUGCCAUCGAGAAUUUCUUUAACAGUCUUUUCAACAGAGGAAACUCUCGCAGCGGCAACACGCGCAGUGGCAUCGUUCCUCUCGUUGCCAUCGAUAACAAUCAUGGUCCCGUCAUUGACAUUCCAGGCAUUCUAGGCCUCAAUACCGGCGCUACCAACAGCGGACCAUCAUUGGUGUCCGUGGCCACAAAUCGAGGCGGCUUUGGACGGCCAUCAACCCAAGUCAAUAUUCCGGGAAUCCUCGAUUUGGAUGUGGGUGGCAACUCACCAAGACCGGGAGCGAAGGAUGGUUCUCUGGUAUCCGUGUUGGCUGGAGGAGGGGAAACAAGGGUCAGGGCACCGCUGGUCCAAGUCGCGCACUCGAACAAUGCAGUUGCGGACUCCAGGACCACCGAUUCUGUCGUGAUCAAAUCUCUUUCUUCCUCACGCCGAAAAACCCAGGUCACCCCUAACCGUACUUCGAUAUCCCGAGCUCCUCUCAAGGCAGUUUUUAGACAAUCGUCUGCUUCGAACCAUCUACCUUCAUCCGUAUCAAAUCGCCCAAAACCUUCUCCUCCCAUUACAGAAUCUCCGAAAUCGUCGAGUCUUUCGAUUUCCAAAAUGAAACUUCUGGCAUCAUCACGAUCAGACCCUGCGCCUCAAUUUUUGUCUCCGAUUGGAUUUCCUAAGUCCUCCGUGCCUCCCAAAAACGCAAAGUUAUGCAGCAGAGAAAGAGGCAUUGAAAAUAAAUUCCCACGAGGUUUUCAUGACUAUGAAAGAACUCGCAUCGACAGAAAGUUUCUUCCAAAUUAUUUCGUGAGGAUGAACCCGUCUCCUUACGACAUCCCUGAACCAUUACUCAAACACGGUUACGAUUCUCCGCACAAAGUGAGAAUUUUCAUCAUCAACCGAGCACUGAAAGAAUUGUCUGAAGCCAAAAGCAUGACCUCGCAGGAUGACUGCCUGUGACUGACCAUCGACAGACGCCUUAAGUAAUCGGCCAGUUAAUCAGCAAUAAGCUGUUAAUGUUGUUUAUGACGGGAAUAAUUCUGGUCUCUUUAUUAUGUUAAAUUCUGUAUAAAAAUUAAAGGAGCAUGUGAUUUCUACUCGGUAGGGAGAAAAAUGCAGAACCUUAUUCAAAUUAAAAUUGCAGCCUGGUUGUAUAACAACAUUUAAAACACUCCAAUGCCAGAUCAAAUAUUAACAUUAAUGAGAUUCGCGUAUGGCAAAAAAAAAGAACGCUGGGAAUGCCUGAACGUGACCUUCCUCGACUUGACCGCUCAGGUAACAUAAACGCGGGUUGUUAAAUCAGUGCAAGUUUUUGCUGUGGUGGCCCUCAUCCUAGUAUACCUGUGAGCGACCUUGCCGCGACACAAACUUAUUUCAACACUUGUCACAUGGUCACUUUAGCGGUGCUUCACUCGUCAGAAACUAACUGAAAUACGAUAUUAAAACAUGAAAUUUUUUCCUCCCGUCAAUUGUAUCUGUUGCAAGAAUAAUUGUAUCUAGUGCAAUAAUUUACAGCAGUUUGUUUUGGCGAAGACACCAAAAUCUUAGUCUGAUCAGAUUUUGAACCAUUUUUAUCGUGUUUUUUUAAUAGAAAUGCAUUUAGAUUUCAUCAUGUCGCAAAAUAUUUUAUUUGGUUUCAGGUCAGCUCUUACAAAUAAGAAUUUUUUAUUUGUUCACAGCAAUUGAUUUUGCCUUCUUUUCCACUAUUUUUUUGUUAUAAAUAUAUCACUGAUCUUUAA
Molecule: messenger RNA, 2052 nt
Organism: Hyalella azteca
Lineage: Eukaryota; Metazoa; Arthropoda; Malacostraca; Amphipoda; Hyalellidae
Exons: 6
Coding region: 116-1273 (385 amino acids)
Source: RefSeq, a predicted model, not a curated record